UGGCUUUUCGAGUUUCAAGUUUAUAAUCAGUGCAUCAUCUACUUGGCUGUAUUUCAGCUUUAGACUAUUAAUUCUAUAUUCAGUGCAUUAUUUAAAAGUCCUGUGUGUGUGGCCAUAAUCUCUGGAUAUCCUGGUGCAUUGUGAAUCGCUACUCAUUUAUAUACGUCGUCUUCUGGACGUGGUGACAUUCAGUGAUUUUACACGCACAUCUACUGCACAGUCUCAGUUGGGAUAAUUAAUUAAUAGAGGGUAGCACAGUACUGCUGCUGGAUCAUGGCGGUGGCUCGAUCUCCACGGCGUAGUUUGUCACUAACUAGUGUAAACAAUGAUAAUAACACCUUAGCCUCAUCAUCUGUCAAUUUUGACCACAACAAAAUGGUUUCUGACCUCAAUAACAUUGACCUUACUUGUCUUACUCAAUUAAAAACAACUAAACUUGGUCGUCCUCGCAAAGACAGUAACAAGGAAGACAUACCUAGUGUCUCUGGUCUCACUGACCUAUUAAAAACACUCGUUGAGCAACAAACAACAUUACUCAAUCAAAAUAUAUUGAAUAAUGAUAAAAUUGACAAUUUAAUUUCUAACAAUAAUAAUAUGUGCAAAAAGCUUGAUGAGAUAAAUGGCUUUGUUAUAAAUAAGUGUACUCAAAUUGAACAAGAUUUAAUUCAAACUAAGCGCAGUCUUGGUGAAACUGUCAAAAAAAUCUCUGAUGAAAAUAUAACCAGAGUUGCUGUGUUGCAAGAUGGCAUCAACAAUAACUCAGAAUUAAUUAAGAGAAUGAAUAACAUCAUUGUCUAUAAUAUUCCAGAAGAAAAUUCAAUAACUUUGACACCAAAACAACGAACUGAUAUAGAUAGAGAUUACAAACUCAAUAUUGCACUGCAUCCAGAUGUAUCCAGCAAUGUUGCCAACCAUGACACAGUUACUGUUAAUCCUGCCACAUUAGACAUUUAUUAUCAAAACUGUAGGAGCAUCAAAAAUAAGAUGAACGAGUUAUUUGUCAACUCACUGAGCACACAACUUGACGUAUUACUACUUACUGAAACAUGGCUUGCAGCUGACAUUUCAUCGUAUCAUUUCUUUGAUUGUAGUCAAUACACUGUGUUCAGAAAAGAUAGAAACUGUAUUUCGAAAUGCAGAGGUGGUGGAGUGUUAUGUGCUCUUAAUAAUGAUAGUAUAGUUAGAUGUCACCAGCUAAAAUUACCAGCUGUUAUUAAUUAUAUUUACGAUAUUGAUACCUUGGGUAUUUUUUUAGAACAUCGUCGUUGUAACUACCGUAUUAUUAUUCUUUAUAUACCACCAGAUUUUAGAGUACCUCGAGGCUCUUCAAACCUACAUAUUAUCACUUAAAUCGAAAGUCUUAAUAAUUGGUGAUUUUAACUUACCUUCGUUUUGUAAAAAUAAUUUGUGUAAUAGGUCAAACUGGAAAAUUGUUUCUGCUCUUGCCACUUUGGCACAUGCAGUUAAUUUACAACAAAUCAAUAAUAUUGCUAACCAGGCUGGUAAUGUACUUGACCUGGCAUUCUUAAAUGACCUUGAAUAUAGCAUCAAACCAGCUGAACCAAUUGUAACAAUUGACAAGUUCCACCCACCUAUUUUAAUUCAGCUUCUCACUAAAAAUCUAGACUCUCAAUCCAAUACUGGUCUUGCUGAUAUGGCAAAUAACCAAGUCAAUAAAUUUAAUCUAAAGUUUAUUGAUAUCGACUCAUUUAAAAGGGGGCUGAGACUUGUCAACUGGAACACUCAACUUGAUCAUGCUGUGUCAGUUGAUAGUUUAUGUGAUGCCUUUUAUCUCAAUCUAUAUAAUAUUAUUAAUAAACACUACAUAGUGCCUGCUGUGGCCAGGUGUAGAAGCAAUUUUCCUCGUUGGUACACAAAAAAUCUUAUUGAUUUAAUCAAAUGUAAACUCAAAUAUAGAGCAAUAGUUAAAAACAAUAAGAACAAAACGAAUAUCUUACGUGUAAAAGCACUAGAUGCUGAUAUCAAAAGUUUAACAGUCAGAGAUUAUAAUAAUUUUAAUAAUACAAUCGAGUCCAGUGUCACUACCUGCCCAAAGAUGUUUUGGUCAUUUGUUAACGAUAAACUUAAGAAUAACAGUAACAUCUCCUGUAUACUAGUUGGGGACACACUGCACUACGAUUCAUCCAAAAUAGUAAACUUGUUUGCUUCUCAUUUUUCAAGCAUAUUUGCUCCAUUACAGCAUGACUACUUGUCUAAAUAUCAGCUCAUAACUACAACUAGUUAUAUUGAUAAUUACCCUAUUACAAUUGAUAAACUUGAUAUAUCGCGUGUUUUGCUUGAACUAAAGAACUCCAAUUCAGCUGGAUAUGACAGGAUACCAUCAUCAAUUAUUAAACUGUGUGCUGAUGCUCUUAUUGUACCACUUAAAAUUAUUUUUGAUGAGUCGUUACGUGCUGGUGUAUUCCCAACUCGCUGGAAAAUCUCGGUGAUUAGACCAUUAUUCAAGUCAGGUAACAAGCUAGACGUAAAAAAUUAUCGCCAAAUAUCUCUACUAUCGACUUUCUAUAAAGUUUUUGAGAAAGUGUUAUAUAAAAUUAUACUAGAUUAUUUUAAAAUUUACAUCACAAAAAACCAACAUGGCUUCAUUAAAGGUCGUAGUACGUGUACUAACUUGACUGUCUUCACUGAAUAUGUUAUGAAUCGUAUUUGUAGUGGUGGUCAGGUUGAUGUCAUCUACACAGACAUGUCAAAGGCAUUCGACAGGAUAGACUGGCUCACACUUAUCAACAAAUUAAUAUUUAUCAAUCUUCCAUUAUGCAUUAUAAAUCUAAUCUGGUCUUACCUGUCGAAUCGCCGAUGCCAUGUCUCUGUGGAUGGCAUAUUAUCGUCACCUUUUUCACCAACAUCUGGUGUUCCCCAAGGAUCCAUCCUUGGGCCAUUAUUGUUCAAUAUAUAUAUUAAUGACCUUACACACACACUAUCAUGUUACUCGUUGUUAUACGCAGAUGAUGUUAAACUUUAUCUACCAAUUGUAACUAGACAUGAUUGCUCAUUCUUGCAAUCUAAUCUAAAUAAGUUUGUAGGCUGGUUUGCUCGAAAUUAUAUGUCAAUUAACAUUGAUAAGUGUUACGUUGUAACAUACAGUCGUGCUAGGAACUUGGUGCCUUAUAAUUACACCAUUAAUGGUAGAAUCAUAUCACAAACUGACAAUGUAAUUGACCUUGGGGUGAAAUUUGAUAGUAAACUUAUGUUUAACCAUCAAAUUGAGCAUGUGGCUAGAGCUGGCAUGGUGGCACUUGGGCUUGUAAUCAGGCUAACACAGUCAUUUAGUUGUCCUAAGGCUAUAAAAUGUCUAUAUCAUGCGUUUGUUGGAUCCAAACUUGAAUACUGUUUACCUACUUAUCCACUGCGUUGCUUAAAACAAUUUAAAAAAAUAAACAGUAUUCAACGUAGAUUCAACAAGCACAUGAUCAAAAAAACCAAUGGAAUUAUCAUGCCACGUGGACAUGAUGAUGCUGUGUUGAAUGAUCUUGCCAAAAUGUUACCCAUGUCCAUACGACGUGAAGCUCUAAUGGUCAUGUUUUUCAUAAACUUGUUACAUGGUAAGAUUGACUGUCCAGAGUUGCUGACUGGUGUAAAGCUUAAGGUACCGAGUACCAAGCUGCGUAACUCUAAACCAUUCUACGUAGAGUCCUCCACCACCAAUAUAUCUUACUUUUCACCUGUAAAUGUCAUGGUUGACAUGACUAACAGAGUCUGUUUGAAUUCAACAUUGCUGGAACACAUCUUAUCAUUCGAACAUGUUACUAUUGAUUUUGUAAUGAAUUGUGUCAAGGCUUCGCAAAGAUCACAAUCAUAACUUAAAUCUUUUGAUAUACUUUACUUAUGUAUUUUUUCUUUCUUUAUUCAUUGUAAUUUUUAUACUUAAUAAUGUAAUCAACACUUAGCUUAAUUCCAAAUGUAAAUUUGUAAUUCUACCUUAAUCCCUAUAAUGACCUAGGUCGCUGGGAUUGAAAUAAAUAAAUAAAUAAAUAAAGUGACAGGCUAAAAUCAUAGUACAACAAAAUGAAUAAAGACAGAGAGUUUAAAAGGUUAGAAGAAAGCGAUUCUGGACAUGGAGAUGACCCAUUAGAAGGAACAAGCAAAAUGAAUGGAAAUUAAAUAAAUUUCAGCUGUAACAAUAAUCAUUGUAACAAUAGAGAAUGAAAUAAAUUUGUAGUCACGAAUUUUAAUAUAUAUUAAAGAAGAAA
Aphidius gifuensis is the source of this 4211-nucleotide messenger RNA. RefSeq lists its product as uncharacterized. The transcript has 2 exons. The record is from RefSeq and is a predicted model, not a curated record. Bases 274 to 1350 code for a protein of 358 amino acids. Lineage: Eukaryota; Metazoa; Arthropoda; Insecta; Hymenoptera; Braconidae.